UAUAGAUUAGCAAAAAAGAAAAAUGAACGUUAACCACGGAGAUGAAACUGAAGUUAACCACGGAGAUGAAACUGAAGUUGACAAUGAUGGGGAAGAUGAAAUUUAUCAUAAGCGACCUGAUAAAGACAAAGCACUAAAGAAAUACAGAAAAUUGAAACUUAGACUAGAUGAUUUUAUGGAAGAAAUGAGGAAAACAGUGUCAUUAUUAGUGUCUAACUCUGUGACAACUGCAUCGUUCUCUGGUACUACUUCAACAUCAUCAUCAUCUGAUAUGACUGCAACUGCAGUGACAUCUGGUACUACUACAAUUGCAUCACCAUCUGAUACUACUACAACUGCAUUGACAUCUGGUAGUACUACUACAAUUGCGCUGACAUCUGGUACUACUACAAUUGCAUCGUCAUCUGGUACUACAACAAUUGCAUCGUCAUCUGGUGCUACUACAGUUGCAUUGUCUGGCACUGCUGCAACCGAUCUAAAUUGGAGCAGCUACAGGCUUUAUCGCUCCCAGCACCCAGGACCUCUUGCUGAGAGGUCCUUUAACAAAUGGUGCCUUAAUAAUGGUAUGGAUGAGCCCUCAUUUAAAUGGAGAGCUCAUCCAUACAGGGGUGCUGGGAGGCACCAAGGAAAAAACAGCAACAAAAAAAUUUUAAAUAUCUUCAAUCAGCAAGUUGAAAAUAAUCGUCGCAGAAAUGCCAGAAAUAGGCUGAGGCGAGAUGAAAUUAAUAAUCAACAGAAUGCUAGAUAUGCUGUUCGGCAAGCCGCAAAUAAUUUGAAUCAAAAUGAGGACAAUGUUAAUAGGCAAUUUGAAAAUAAUCGUCGCAGAAAUGCCAGAAAUAGGCUGAGGCGAGAUGAAAUUAAUCAUCUUCAAAAUAUUAGAUAUGCUGCUCGGCAAGCUGCUAAUAAUUUGAAUCAAAAUGAGGACAAUGUCAUUAGGCAAGUUGAUAAUAAUCGUCGCAGAAAUGCAAGAAAUAGGCUGAGGCGAGAUGAAAUUAAUAAUCAACAGAAUGCUAGAUAUGCUGCUCGGCAAGCCGCUAAUAAUUUGAAUCAAAAUGACGACAACGUCAUUAGGCAAGUUGAUAAUAAUCGUCGCAGAAAUGCAAGAAAUAGGCUGAGGCGAGAUGAAAUUAAUAAUCAGCAGAAUGCUAGAUAUGCUGGUAGGCUUGAAAGAAUGCAUUGUAUAGCAAGAAGUAAUACUAUUCCAGAUUAUAAUUAUUUAGGAGAAAUGAAUCAUAUUUGUCAGCAUUGUGGUGCUAAAAAAUUUCCUGAUGAAACACAUUUUUUAUGUUGCCAUAAUGGAAAGGUAGUUUUGUCUCAACUUUCACCAUUUCCGCAAGAUUUACAAGAUUUAUUUACAGGAAGUUAUGUAGAUCGAAAUGCCAAUGUGAAUUUUCUAAAAUAUAUUCGAAAUUUACCGCUAAUGUAG
This is a messenger RNA of Hydra vulgaris (swiftwater hydra), 1426 nucleotides long. RefSeq names its product GATA zinc finger domain-containing protein 14-like. The record is from RefSeq and is a predicted model, not a curated record. Lineage: Eukaryota; Metazoa; Cnidaria; Hydrozoa; Anthoathecata; Hydridae.